AUGGUUUGGACUCAUUUUUUUUUGUUUCUUUUACUUGUUUGAAUAAGUUCUAAUUGAAUCCCACAAGUCUUUAAAAGGCACACGGGUUUUUCAAGAUCACCAUUAGAAUCAACCUCUGACAUAUCAUACAUUUGUGAAGAAAGAAAGCACAGAAAGCUUGGGGAGCGAGAGUUAAGGAGCAAUGGAGAAUAUCAGAGCUCCCUUCAGAGGUAUCGAAAAGGAUAUUCGAGGCAGACUAUCUUGUUAUAAACAAGAUUGGAAGGCUGGAAUUCGUUCAGGAUUUGGAAUAUUGGCUCCAACUACAUAUAUCUUUUUCGCCUCAGCUCUUCCUGUGAUUGCAUUUGGAGAGCAAAUAAGCAGAGAAACUGAUGGGAGCCUAAGCACAGUAGAAACUUUGGCAUCAACUGCAAUUUGUGGUAUAAUACACUCUAUAUUUGGUGGUCAGCCUCUGCUGAUAUUAGGAGUUGCAGAACCAACUAUCAUAAUGUACUCUUAUCUCUACAAAUUUGCCAAAGGAAGGGAAGACUUGGGACAAAAUCUCUAUGUGGCUUGGGCUGCAUGGGUUUGUGUGUGGACAGCUUUGUUCUUGUUUCUUCUUGCAAUAUUCAAUGCUUGCAACAUCAUAAAUAAAUUUACAAGAAUUGCUGGGGAAACUUUUGGCAUGUUGAUUGCUGUUCUUUUCAUUCAGGAGGCAAUUAAGGGAAUUGUUGGUGAGUUCAGAAUUCCAAAAUCCGAGGACUCAAAUUCAGAGCAGUACCAGUUCCAAUGGCUUUAUACAAAUGGUUUACUUGGAGUUAUAUUUUCAUUUGGACUUCUCUACACUUCCUUAAAAAGCAGAAGAGCCAGAUCUUGGUGUUACGGCACAGGUUGGCUCAGAGGUUUCAUUGCAGACUAUGGAGUGCCUUUGAUGGUCUUGGUAUGGACAGCAAUGUCAUUUGUCACACCAGAUAAUCUCCCAUCAGGCAUUCCUCGAAGGCCUCUGAUUCCCCUUCCUUGGGAAUCUAUAUCUGUAUACCACUGGACUGUAAUCAAGGAUAUGGUGAAGGUUCCUUCAACCUAUAUCUUUGCCGCCACUGUUCCGGCUGUGAUGAUAGCUGGACUUUAUUUUUUCGAUCAUAGUGUUGCUUCACAAUUGGCACAACAAAAGGAGUUCAAUCUCAAGAAUCCCUCUGCCUAUCAUUAUGACAUCUUAUUGCUUGGAUUUAUGACUUUGCUCUGUGGAUUAAUUGGAUUGCCUCCUUCAAAUGGAGUCUUGCCUCAGUCUCCAAUGCAUACUAAAAGCCUAGCAGUUCUUAAAACACGGUUUAUUCGAAGGAAGAUGGUUGAACGUGCUAAGGAGGGUAUAAAACGCAAAGCUACCAGUACUGAAAUCUAUGGCGAGAUGCAAGCUGCUUUCAUAGAAAUAGACAAACCUCCCGUUAAUACAACUGUGGUUAAAGAGCUGGAAAACUUGAAAGAGGCAGUAAUGAAAAGCGAGAACGACGCAGAAAAAACAGAGGAGAAAUUCGACCCUGAAAAACAUAUUGAUGAAUACAUGCCAGUUCGCGUAAAUGAGCAGAGAGUGAGCAAUCUAUUGCAAUCACUUCUUGUCGCAGUCUCAUUAUGUGCCGUUCCCGUGAUUAAGUUGAUACCAACAUCAGUUCUUUCUGGCUAUUUUGCUUAUAUGGCUAUUGACAGCCUCCCUGGCAUUCAAUUCUGGGAUAGGAUUUUGCUCCUCUUUGUAGCCCCAAGCCGACGUUACAAGGUUCUUGAGAAAGUCCAUGCUUCAUUUGUGGAGUUAGUACCAUUCAAAUAUAUUGCAAUCUUCACCCUAUUUCAGAUUGUUUAUUUAGUUUUAUGCUUUGGAGUGACUUGGAUCCCAGUAGCUGGAAUUCUCUUUCCAUUGCCUUUUUUCCUUCUCAUAAGCAUAAGACAACAUAUUCUCCCCAAGCUGUUUCCGUCUCAUGACCUCUGUGAGCUCGACGCAGCGGAGUACGAGGAAAUUACUGGAGCCCCACAACGUUCUCCAACUCUUUCCUCCCGGGAAAAUGAGGGGACUCAAGAGAAUAUUUGUGAUGCUGAGAUAUUGGAUGAACUGACAACUAGUAGAGGAGAACUGAGGCUGAGGACAGUAAAUUUAAGCGAGGACAAACGCCCUCAGGAUCAGGUUUGUCCAGAUAUUGAAGAAACAGACUGAAGUGGGAGUGUGGGACGAUUCUAAACCGGCCAUGUCCUCUCUAUAUGAUUCACUAUACAAAUGAAAUAACAUGUGUUGGUUAAGUUGUAUUGUAGUUUGUGUUUCAGUGUUGCAUCUCUAUAUACUUGAAUUGCUAUAAUAAAGUGUUCAAUCCUAGUCAUUCUUAUAAAUAGUGAUAUAUAUUACUCA
This is a messenger RNA of Olea europaea var. sylvestris, 2365 nucleotides long. Its product is annotated as boron transporter 4-like. Lineage: Eukaryota; Viridiplantae; Streptophyta; Magnoliopsida; Lamiales; Oleaceae. Gene Ontology annotation, cellular component: plasma membrane. Gene Ontology annotation, molecular function: solute:inorganic anion antiporter activity. The transcript has 14 exons. The record is from RefSeq and is a predicted model, not a curated record. Gene Ontology annotation, biological process: transmembrane transport; monoatomic anion transport; monoatomic ion homeostasis. Bases 182 to 2176 code for a protein of 664 amino acids.